Ascochyta rabiei is the source of this 561-nucleotide messenger RNA. RefSeq lists its product as uncharacterized. The record is from RefSeq and is a predicted model, not a curated record. Lineage: Eukaryota; Fungi; Ascomycota; Dothideomycetes; Pleosporales; Didymellaceae. The coding region runs from base 1 to 561 and encodes 186 amino acids. The transcript has 2 exons.
AUGCUGGUCUCCACUACCCCCACCACCUCCCCACCCCCCAGGCCCCUCUACUUCUGGCGCCCGCACCAAGAAGGCACAGGCUACCUAAGCCAAUGGCACCCCUCAGCCUUCACCGUCUCGGGCGCCACGUACGCGACGUGCGAGAUGUGGAUGAUGGUGCAAAAAGCGCGUCUCUUCAGCGACGAAAGCGCCGCUGCGCAGAUGCUGGAAACGACCGAUCCCAAGGUGCAUAAAGCGCUGGGGAGGGAGGUCAGAGGGUUUGAAGGGAGACUGUGGGAUCGCCGGAAGUUCGAUAUCGUGGUGCAGGGCAACUUGCAUAAAUUCACUGUCUCGGAGGAUGCGGAGAGGUUGAGGGAGUGGCUGUUGGCGACUGGGGAGAGGGAGUUGGUGGAGGCGAGCCCGAUGGAUAGGAUUUGGGGGAUUGGAUUUGCGGAGAGAGAUGCAGCUGCCAACCGGCAUCGAUGGGGCCAGAAUUUGUUGGGGAAGGCGUUGAUGGAGGUCAGGGCGAAGCUGAGGAAGGAGGAAGGCGAAGGGGGAGAGAAAGAGACUGAAAGCGCUUGA